Lolium rigidum is the source of this 2291-nucleotide messenger RNA. RefSeq lists its product as uncharacterized. Gene Ontology annotation, molecular function: ubiquitin protein ligase activity. The coding region runs from base 968 to 1399 and encodes 143 amino acids. The record is from RefSeq and is a predicted model, not a curated record. Gene Ontology annotation, biological process: protein ubiquitination; ubiquitin-dependent protein catabolic process via the N-end rule pathway. Gene Ontology annotation, cellular component: ubiquitin ligase complex; cytoplasm. NCBI's taxonomy places the organism in Eukaryota, Viridiplantae, Streptophyta, Magnoliopsida, Poales, Poaceae. The transcript has 6 exons.
CCCCCAACCACGUCCAUACAGCUCCUCUCCAAUCGGCACACCGCCUGCAUCUUCGGCUCCCUCGUCCCUCCCCGCACCAUCCACCUCAUCUCGCACUGCACCCGCCAUGGCAACGGGCUGAAUGCAUCCUGCAGUGGACGGACGGUCAGCAUCUCCUGCUCCAUCCCGAGUCGAACUGAGAAUCCGCGCCGGCCGGCCUGAAUGCAUUUUCGUUUAGAACCGAAGAUCCGCGCCGCCACGCAGGAUCCGGAUUUGGCCGUGUUCCCUGGAUGCCACCGUGCUGAGUUCACCGACUGGCUGGCUCAGAUCCACGCAUCCUUAUCAUCGAGAAGACACCCUCCGUGUAGCACCAGAAAUCACAUCGCUGCUGCCGCCGCCUGCAUUUCACGCUCGACCCCACUUUCCCCCGUCCCCGUUUGAGCUCGCCUUGAUUUCUAGCCGCCGCCGCCGCUGUUCCCCACCUCCGGAGCCGUGCCCUCCUCCCGUCAGUGGGGAGAAGCCGCUCCCCAACGGGAUCUCCACCUCUCCGGUGUGGGGAACGGCCACGACCUCUCUUGCCCUGCCCUGUGUCUUGUCCGGAAUUCAUCAGUCAGGCCGUCCCCAAACCUCCGCGUUUGACAAAAGAAUCACCAAUUUUGCUGAGGACAAGUUUAAGAGCGAAGGAAUAGAUCUGAGCUCCGAAGGAACACAUGACCGCUGCUGCAGUGUUGGAGUGCAGUGUCUAUGGUCGUCGAAGCGCUAAAGCCCCUAUAUUCAAAGGCCACCAGAUAUACAACUACACUCUGAAAAUGCCAUUUCUGUCGCUCUAACCGAUGGCGGCCUUUUAUAUGCACACCCAGAUUCAAGAAUUGAUAAAGUAGGCAUCGUGUUGUCUUUGAUGUCAGUUCGCAAGAACAUCUUUUCAUAUCCCAUUACACCGUGCUUUCUUCGCUAUUGCGGAAAUAAAUGAAGAAAUGUUUUGGAGAGGAUGCCAAACAAGAUGAAUGUUCAGCUGUGCAGUCCAGUGAGUUCUUCUCUCAGGCUUGAACAGGGCUUGGACUCAGAUCUGUUUCUGCUUCAGUGUUGUGCUGCAUUAUCUUCGUCAGAGUUCUUCGUGAGGACCAUUCAAGAGAGAUUUGGUUUAUCAAAUUAUACAUCUUUGGAACUCGGAGAACAGAAUGAAGAAGCUUUGGUGUUGCAUUAUCAUCGAGUUCAAAGUUCUCACACUUGGGGCUUUAGCUUCUCAAUUGCAAUAGCAAUUUAUCAUGCUAAAGAUGAUACCGCUAAUGACAUGGAGUGCGGCCACCAUGAACGAGGAAUAAGAGAAUCUGAUUCGGAGGGUGAAGAGUACGACCAUUUGCUGAAUGUUGGUGGUUCCUGUGGGCAAUUGAUUAUCCCAUUUCUGCAGUUACCUCCAUAACAAAAAGUUCAGCAAAGAAUAUUUUUGGAAUGACUCGAUUGAGCAGAUGGUACGCUGCUGAUUUUUCUAUAAUGGAUGACAUGAUAAUGAUGUAUAGGUCGACCAACUUAAGCUAUAGUGGAGAUUUACGAGAUUCCAAUAUUUUCUAGCUCCAGUUUGGAAGCUUAUACUGCAAAUGGAGAAAAUAUACUAUAUAUUUCCAUUUCUAUCUGUCAGAUGUAUUUCCAUUUCUAUCUAUCAAAUGUUACUUUGAACAUUAGGCUCUUUCCUUGAGGUGAGACAUUCAGCAAAUGUAGACAAUGUACUAGAUAUUUCUAUACCUAUGAUCAGAAUGUUACUUUGCACUAUGUUGGAUUGUGUGAAACUUAGGCUGUUUUCUUGAAGCGAUACUUUAGCAGAUGGGAUUGAACUUUUUUCGUUCAAAUUAAUUACUGUGUCCCGGAGCUCAUUUUGCUUUUGGUUGCAGAAUGGGAUACAUAUGCUCUUGUUAGCAUGGACCUGGUUUUACAAUCAACAAACAUUUCAUCCUAUCCAUAGGAGGGAUGGCAAUUUCCUCUAAUACAGAUCUUCACUUCAGUCGCUUGUUCAGUGCAACCAAUGGAAUUCUUUGUAGGCCUCUCCUUGAAAAUUUGUGAGCAGAGCCCAGCAGGAGGAGCUUGUCCAGUUUAGCAUCUGCUGUAAUAAAGAGCACCCAUUUACAUAUUUUCAUGAAAUAAUUUUUGAUUAACUUUGCUAAUGCGAUGCUCAUGACUUCUUGUGAGAUGGAUGUGUUUACGUAUUUAUGGUGCAAGAAAGUCAAAGUGAUUGAUCUUAGCCAUCUUAUGAAGGAUCGGUCUACCCUAUACGUAUUUAUGGUGCAAGAAAGUCAAAGUGAUUGAUCUUAGCCAUCUUA